CGAGCUCCGGGCGGGGGAGCGGCGCCCCCGGGCGCCCCGCCUCGCCUCCCGCGCGCAGCCUCUCCCAGCUCCGCCACAGACACACACCCACCCAGAGCCCAGCGCCCUCCGCCUCCGCCGGCCGCCGCCGCCGCCGCGCUUCGGGCAGCCUGAACAAGCGGCAACUCCCCGGCUGGCGCGGCUCGCCUUUCCGGCUCCUUCCGCGCGGCGAGCUCAGCCACGCUCGAUUUUUCCUUCUCGCUUCCAGCGCUCUGUCGUCUGGGCGGCGGCGGCAGGGGGAUGGGGACCCCGCGCGGGGAAGGGGGUGAAGAUCCAUGAAGAUUCUUGUUCUUUUUAAGGAUGCCUUAGCUUCCUCCCGCCGCGUCUCCUUUGAGCCUUCCUCUUAGAGACCGGGAACCAGAGUCAGGGAUGUAAAGAGAAGGGGCAAGCCCGCCGGGAGCUCCAGCCUGCCGGGGAGACCCUCCUCUCGGCGCAGGGGCGGGGGACUUCCAGCGACAGAUCCUCGGCGAGGGGAGCCGUCGCAGGGAAUCCCCCCGCCCGCGGUGGCGCCCGAGCCCGUGCCACCGCCGCGCGGGGUCCGCGGGAGCUAGACACAUUCAGGAAAACUGCAACCACAGGAGACAAUCCAAAUCCCAUGUAGAUGCUGCAUCUAUCUCAAAGUCCAGGUUCUGUGGGUGAUGCUAAACCCUCCCCAACCCCCAGCUGUCAUGCUUGCCCCGGAGGGAAACUGUUUCAGCUGACCUCGCUUGUUAAGCACCCUGGCGCUGCGGCUUUGUCCGGUUCAAGAUGGCCGAGAAGGCUCCCCCUGGCCUAAACAGAAAGACUUCCAGGUCGACACUGUCUCUUCCUCCCGAACCUGUGGACAUCAUCAGGAGCAAAACGUGCUCGCGGAGGGUGAAGAUCAACGUGGGGGGCCUCAACCACGAGGUUCUGUGGAGAACGCUCGACCGACUGCCCCGGACACGCCUGGGCAAGCUCCGUGACUGCAACACCCACGAGAGCCUCCUGGAGGUGUGCGACGACUACAACCUGGGCGACAACGAGUACUUCUUUGAUCGCCAUCCGGGGGCCUUCACGUCCAUCUUAAAUUUCUACCGGACAGGGAAGCUCCACAUGAUGGAAGAGAUGUGCGCGCUCUCUUUUGGCCAAGAGCUUGAUUACUGGGGGAUCGAUGAGAUCUACCUGGAGUCUUGCUGCCAAGCCAGGUACCAUCAGAAGAAAGAGCAAAUGAACGAAGAACUGAGGCGAGAGGCGGAGACCAUGCGAGAGCGAGAGGGGGAAGAAUUCGAUAACACUUGCUGCCCCGAGAAAAGGAAGAAGUUGUGGGACCUGCUGGAGAAGCCGAACUCCUCUGUGGCUGCAAAGAUCUUGGCCAUUGUGUCUAUCCUAUUCAUCGUCCUUUCCACCAUCGCUUUGUCUCUCAACACACUGCCAGAGCUGCAGGAAACGGAUGAAUUUGGACAACCCAGUGACAACCCAAAGUUGGCCCAUGUGGAGGCUGUGUGUAUUGCUUGGUUUACCAUGGAGUACCUCUUACGCUUCCUGUCCUCACCAAAUAAGUGGAAGUUCUUUAAAGGCCCACUGAACGUCAUUGAUUUGCUGGCCAUCUUGCCGUACUACGUCACCAUUUUCCUCACGGAGUCCAACAAGAGCGUGCUGCAGUUCCAAAACGUGAGGCGCGUAGUCCAGAUCUUCCGAAUCAUGCGCAUCCUCCGGAUCCUGAAACUGGCCAGACACUCAACGGGCUUGCAGUCCCUGGGCUUCACCCUGAGGCGGAGCUACAAUGAAUUGGGCUUGUUGAUACUGUUUUUGGCCAUGGGGAUCAUGAUAUUUUCCAGCCUGGUAUUUUUUGCAGAGAAGGAUGAAGAUGCUACCAAGUUCACCAGUAUCCCUGCAUCAUUUUGGUGGGCCACCAUCACCAUGACCACCGUGGGCUAUGGGGACAUUUACCCAAAGACAUUAUUAGGGAAAAUUGUGGGCGGUCUGUGCUGUAUUGCUGGGGUUCUGGUGAUCGCCCUUCCUAUACCAAUCAUUGUAAACAAUUUCUCUGAAUUUUACAAGGAGCAGAAACGCCAGGAGAAGGCGAUUAAGAGGAGGGAAGCUCUCGAGCGGGCCAAACGGAAUGGAAGUAUCGUGUCCAUGAACUUGAAGGAUGCCUUUGCUCGAAGUAUGGAACUGAUCGAUGUGGCCGUGGAGAAAGCCGGAGAGACAGCCAACACCAAGGACUCGGCUGAUGAUAAUCACCUGUCUCCAAGCAGGUGGAAGUGGGCCAGGAAAGCUCUGUCAGAAUCCAGCUCCAACAAAUCCUAUGAGAAUAAGUACCAGGAGGUUAGCCAGAAAGACUCCCACGAGCAGUUGAACAACACUUCUUCCUCCAGCCCACAGCAUCUGAGUGCCCAGAAACUGGAGAUGCUGUACAAUGAAAUCACCAAGACACAGCCUCACUCUCACCAGGCCCCGGACUGCCAGGAGCAGCCAGAGAGGCCAUCUGCCUAUGAAGAAGAGAUAGAAAUGGAGGAAGUGGUCUGCCCGCAGGAGCAGUUGGCCGUGGCGCAGACUGAGGUCAUCGUGGACAUGAAAAGCACCUCCAGCAUCGACAGCUUCACCAGCUGCGCCACUGACUUCACGGAGACCGAGAGGUCGCCCCUGCCGCCACCCUCCGCGUCUCACUUACACAUGAAGUUCCCCACCGACUUCCCAGGAACAGAAGAGCACCAAAGAGCCAGGGGCCCCCCAUUUCUAACCCUCACCAGGGAGAAAGGGCCUGCCGCCAGGGAGGGCGCCCUGGAAUACUCUCCCAUCGACAUAACUGUGAACCUUGAUGCUGGCAGCUCCCAGUGUGGGCUCCAUGGGCCUUUGCAGUCUGACAGUGCCACCGACAGCCCUAAGAGCUCGCUAAAAGGCAGCAACCCACUCAAGUCCAGAUCCCUCAAAGUGAACUUUAAGGAAAACAGAGGCAGUGCCCCCCAGACCCCGCCCAGCACAGCCAGGCCACUGCCGGUCACCACGGCUGACUUUUCGCUCAGCACCCCACAGCACAUCAGCACCAUCCUCCUGGAGGAAAGUCCCGCCCAGGGAGACAGACUCUUGCUGGAUGCUGAGCUGCCGGCCCAGUGUCAGGGACUCGCCAAAGGGCUCUCCCCUCGGUUUCCCAAGCAGAAACUCUUUGCUUUCUCUUCCAGGGAGAGGCGGAGCUUCACCGAGAUAGAUACAGGCGAGGACGAAGACUUCUUAGAGCUCCAAGGGGCGAGGGCGGACAAGCAGGCGGACUCCAGCCCCAAUUGCUUUGCAGAGAAGCCUAGCGAUGCGCGACACCCUCUGAGUGAGGAGGGCUGUGGGGGCUCCUCCUCGCCCCCAAACACGGGGCAUAACUGUAGGCAAGACAGUUUCCAUGCUGUGGGAGAAGUGCAAAAGGACAGUAGUCAAGAAGGGUACAAGAUGGAAAACCACUUGUUCGCUCCAGAAAUUCAUUCCAACCCAGGAGACACAGGUUAUUGUCCCACACGGGAGACCAGCAUGUGACUAGUUACAGAAGCAAUAAUAAAACAAACAAACAGACUUGUUUCUUAAAAACGAGGUUAAUAAUGCCUGUGAACUAGAAUAUGGAAGCCCCUCCCCCCCAAAAAAAGUGCAUAAAAUGUUAUUUUUGCAUGGCAUGAACAGUUUAGUUCAAGUACUGUUUAAAUAGUCAAGACCACAUUUUGUAACAAACAAAACAAAAAUGACUGAAGAACAGUGAACAAAUAAAGAGAGCUCUAUUAGGAACCAGUUACCUGCAAUGUCUGACAUUUUUGAUCCUUUCAUUUCAAACUGUAGGCAGAUUUUUAAGUUUCAAUUUUUUGUUACAAUGAAUUCUAGAAUUUUCACAUGAAAGGAUGAAAUGUCAUUGCAUGCAUUCAUAAUUAUGAGGAGUAAGGUGCUUUGAGCUUGCAAAAAGCCUCGCUUUGUAAGUAACGGGGCCUGGAUGUAGAAGUGUGGAGAGCACAUGGAAACAAGUUUCUGAGACACAGGUAUUCUUCACAGCUGCUGUGGGAGGAGCUGUACAGACUUCCUGUUGCAAAAUUGCAACCUCUUCUUAAACCAUCUCACAUAUCUUACUUUGGGGUACAAAGCUCCUACAGGUACAUUUAUUUAAAGGAAUACAGUAUUUUUAUUUUUUGUGGUAGAAUUCCUCAGCUACAUUUUUCUUUUUUGCUUCUGCUUAGUUGUGGCACUUGUGGUUUUAUUUAUAAAUCAUGGAAAUAGGCAAGAUUUAAUGACCAGAUAUCAAAUAUUUGGAAUUUAAGCUUGAAAUUUUUGCUAACAAGUUAUAUGUCAUGCCAUAGCCUAUAACAGAAAUGCAAUUUUUAAUGUGAAAAUAUACGGUUGUGUCAUAAAAUUCAACUUUUAAAAAGUGGUUCUUCCCUUUUGGAAAUUGUUUCUUUUUUUAAGAACAGUUGUAUUUUGGCCACCUGAAGGUGACAGUAUAUUCCACUUGUACUCAACGUAACCUUUUCUAACUAACAAUCCAGAAGUAGAAUGCAGAUAUGCCAAAAUGGGAAUUCCAAAAAGUGACUUUGGUCCAACUAAGAGCAGAGCCAUUGAAGUGAGAUCGCCACCCCCUUCUUACGUGGAGUCAGUUCCAACCUGAGCUCCCGUAAAAGGAGCACAGGUCUGGUAAUAGGUCUCCUCGUGUUUCUCAGAGUGGGCCAGGAGGAGAGGGAAGGACGGACACUGUCGUUUGUGGAAAGCAGUUCUUCCUUCUGCCAGAUCUGGAUCCCAGGACUCCGAACCACAGCCAUGGCAACACCUUCUGGAAUUGCAGCAACUGGAAAGUAGCCCCUUCUACAUGGUGGUGGACAGGGCCAUCCUUGUUGAAAGCCACCUGCUGCAUUGUCUAAGAAAAAGAAGUGAAAUCCAGGGGUGUCAAGGCUCUGGCUGGAGGUUGCCCUGUUUUUGAAAUCUCUGCUAGAACCCAGGUGUUUUGAAUGCAAUUUGCUUCCCAAGGAUCAAAGCUCUGGCUCCAGAUUCAUAAUUACAUGAUAUGUGAUCCUGAACGAUUCUCUUCAACCACUCUUGGUCUCCAUUUUACCCCAAUAAAAAGAAAAACUUCAAAGCUCCCUAAAGAUGAUUAAUACGAUCAUUAGUAAUAUAAUUCUUGGGUCUCCCAAGAAUGUCCAGGUUAUGCCUCAGCACACUGUGUUUCAUACCUAUGUGUGUAUAUAGUUCAGGGAAAUAGGAAUAUGCCAGGCCAAAUGUAAAGCACAAUUUAUUGUUUAUAGGAAAAAAACUUACGUUUCAUUCCAUUUUUAAAAGAAAAAAACAACACUGAAGAAAGUAGCCCAAAUAUUUAGACUCUAACUCCAGUCUUUUAAAGGAAUAAUAUUUCUUUAUUAACAGAAUCUGGUCAUUAUAUCUCAGAAAAGAAAACAAGUUUCGAUCUUAGUUGAAAUCCAAGCAGGUCUGCUGCUAAAAACUAAUCUUAAACAUGUCUUUUUUUUCACUGUGCUUACAAUUUCUUAACUGCUUUUAUGUUUGUGUGGAAACAUAACCUUUAAGAGUGUAUGGUCAUUAAUCAUUGAUAUUCACAUUAUUUGUGCAUAAUUCAGUGUCUAAAUGUUGAUGAGUUUUUGUAAGCCUAGAGUGUUUAAAUUUCUAUAUAUAGUUUUUAAAUGUCAAAAAGUUAUAUCUACUAUUAGGUGAAUAGCAAGCAAGUUAUGAAAAUCAUGUUCUUUACCUAGCCUCAUGAAGCAAUUAUUUUCUCUCUUAUCAAUGAAUCUCAAAUGUUUUAUUCAAUCGGCUGCAGAAGUGGACUCAUCGUGUUGCCCGACAUGCCCACCUCUCACAUGUCUGUUAGGCCUUCCCUGCUCCAGGAAGCAUGAGAUCAGAAAUCUCGCCUGGUCAAGACAUAGGCAGACACUCGUCCAUGGAAAUAUUCUCCCUGAAAUCUUGUUUUCAUUCAGUCUGAGUUCUAAAGAAUUUCAAAGGGACAUUCUAUGGAAAUCUUAUCUUUCAAUUCUUCUGAGUUCUUCUGGGUCAAAAGUCUUCAGCUAAGAAAAAAAAGAAAGAAAGAAAAGAAAAUUUUCCUCUAAAAAGCCCUUGACAUUGGUAUUUCACAGGAAGGCAGUCUGGGGAUUGAGGUCUCUCAGGAUGCAUUUUUUCCUAAGCCUUGUCAGUAAGUGCACCUAGCUAAGAGCACGAACGCGUAUGCCUGGAAUGAUCCAGGAACACACCAAGCACAGAGUUCUUUUGAAGUCUUAUGUUUUACAUUAAAAGUUGAUGAUUGCUGCAUUUUAUUCCAUAAUAUACCCAUUCAAUAUUAUUUAAACAGUGUUUUAUAUUAUUUACGAACCAGCAAAAUUGAUAUUAUUAUAACCUCAAAUACCUCCUUCGUAUGUCCUAGACAAUGCAUUCUCACUUUGAGAGGCACUUCGUAGAUCAUAGGAACAUAGUUUGGUUCCCUGAGGACCUUGAGAUGUUUCUGCUACAGAGGGAGUCCAUGCUCUGUUACUGGGUUCAGUGACAAGGGACUAAUGUCAAUGAGCAGUGAUGAUUUGAAUGUCCUUAAAUAACAGUCCCAGGAAUGGCCAAUCUGAUUCUUCUGAUUGUUUUAACAACCAGUUCAAAUUGCCACAAGGUUGUUUUAGCUCCAAGAUAGAGGCCAAUCAUCAGAGGAUGAAGAUGGGUGCAUCAAUAGACGUGUACAUCUUGAGUUGGACCAUGUAGACAAGGGUGAUAUACUAAGUGGAUCCCUAAAGUUUACUUAUUUAGUCUCUAAACAGUUUUACUAGAAAUGUUUUCACUCUGGCACAACCAGCUGCCUUGAAACACAUGAUCAGCAUUAUCAUGGUAUGACUAGGUUUGGGAACAAGGAAGAUAUAUGCCAAACAUCUAUUCCCAUUAAUUGCUUGUCAAUAUAGUCUCAUUCACAUGUAGACAAGGAAAGACAACAAUUCAACUACUUUCUCCUCAAAUUUGAAUAGCAAAAAAAGGAUGUACUUUAUAUUUCUUAACUCACAACAGCCUUCAGAAGUAACAAUAAAGGACCAGAGAAAUUACCUAAGGUCACAGUGAAUAACAGAAUCCCCAUCAUCUGGCUUCAAAUCUGGCAUUCUACUAUACUACAGGAAAGUACAUUUGGUUAGAGGGGUUUUUUCCUAUUAUUAUCCAAAAUCGGGUAAAUAAAACUGAAGGUACAUUUGUAGUCAGUCAUGUGGCUUGUUUAAAGCAGCAAUAGAUUGUGCCAAAUGAGAAUGACUUGAGAUCAUUGGCAUUGACUGUCUUUAGCACAUAUGCUUGCCAAUUCAGAAUUCUGGUCAUAAGACAUACACCUCUUGGUUAAAGAAAAGAAUUCAUUGUUCCUGAUGCUACAUGACAGACACAUUAGAAAGAGGGCUGAAACAAAAGCAAGUAGAACUUUAGAAAUGUUUAAUCUAAGUUCAAAAAUGUCUCAUUGAAUUUGAUCCUCAUUUUGCUUUUCAUUCAAUAAAUACUAGUUGAGCGUCAUUGAUCUCUAUACUGGCACUAUACCCUCAUGCUGGCCUCAUGGAGCUUGCUGCCUGGCCUACUUACACCCAAGCUGAGGAUGAUUUGGAUUAAUGAAAAAUGUCUCUUCUGAGGAUGGGCAAACACUCAGUUAUCAAACUGGAGAAGCAAAUGACAAGAACAAAUAAAGCUAUUUUCCAAAGAACUAUUUUCCUGGGAAAUAGAUGGAUGGUGUAAAGUCAGCUGUAUAAUAAUUGCUGAAUCACAGCUUAGAUUUCAUACUUAAAUAACAAACUGUGAACCUGAUUGAGGGAGGUGAUGGGUUUUCUUUCCUUAUUAUUUGAUAAAUUAAAAUAAUAAUUCUUCAAUUAGAUAUAGUGCCUAUCAAAAUAGUUAAUACUAAUCUCUCACAAAUAACUAAAGCAAAAUUUAAUGCCAGUUAAAAAGUCUAUAAAAAUUUACAUUUAAAUUAUGUGUUUGAUGGUUAUGUGGUUGAAAUAAAGCAUUGUAAUUUUUUUCUUACUUUCUAUUAACUACAGGCCACAUUUCCACUAUGUUCACGAUUCUUGGUUUAGUCCUCUGAAUUUCUCAAUGGAAGAUAUUUAAAACUCAAUAUUCAAAAGUUAUUUAGCUUGGUUCAAGGAAUAUAUUCACUACAUCCAUAUGGGUUUGUAAGUAUAUUGGAUAUUCCGCCACUGUACUGUCCUUCCCCAAACAAAACUUUAGAAAAAGAAAAAGAAAAAAACUACAAAAUCUAAACAAGAAUGGGAACAUUUAGAGGCCUAGUCAUACUAAGAAAGAUGGAAGGUCCCAACCAGAAAAUCCUGGGGGACAUUCUGUGUUACUCAUUUUGGCACUUAUUGUGACAAACGUUAUUUUUUAAUGCUGUCAUUAACCAUUUCUUCUACUUGCUGUUUAAGACAGCCUGACUUAAUUCCAUAAACUCUUUUUUAACAUUGUCAUAAAUACAUGAUUUCUUCCUUAUUAAGUCUAACAAGGUUUUAACCUGUAAGUACACAUCUAAUUAGAGGGAGGUGGGAGGAGUCUCUAAUGAUAAGUCAUCCCAAGACCAGCAAAAGACACAAGCACAAACACAAGGAAGAAAGAUUAAAAAAAAUGUAAGUAACUGUGCUUUUAAGAGAGAAAUGUAUAUUAGGUAUAUGUUCUUACUUGCAUGAAAUUUAGACUAAACCCUUAUUAUUUACAUGAACUUAGAACUGACACCAUGAUUCCAACUUCUCUCCUGAAGAAAUUAUUUCUUAUUAUCAGAUACCUCCUGAUUGCUGCUGAUAGAGUGUUUCAUUCACAAACACUGAGUGUCUGCUGUGGGCAAGAAAUGAAUUCAGGUGAAGUUCAAUCCUCAAGUUUACACUUCAGCAGAGGCUUCAUGUUUAAGAGACCAUACUCCCAAGAGAAAUCCAAUUUUACAGGGUGAGCUACAGUGCAUACAGCAGGAUAUUCUGUUAUCUGAGAAUUUCUACAAUCCCCUUUUAUUUUUCCUCUGAUUCAUAUUUAUUUUCAUUCCUUAAUCUGGAAUCUGGAUUUCCACCCAGAGAGUUUCUUAACAUCUGUGCUGCUCAAAUUUACAGUAGCCAGCUGAAAGCCAGUGACAAUGCACUUCAAUGAAGGCAUUCCCUGCUCAGCAAAAGAGAAUAUGAUUCUCACCAAAACUGAUGCUAAAUAGUAAUCAUUUUAUACUCCCAUAAUUGUAUUAUUUGAUUUUUUUUAUACCUCAUGGCCCAUUUGCUGUGGUAGAAGCCACUAAUAACCUGCUCAGAUGAAAACGAGAUGCCAAUCUGCACACCCUGGUUAGUCAGCCACCCACUGUGGGCAAUUCUGGCAAAUAAUAAGGCUCAGUAGUCUUGCUUGCAGUUAUUUUUGCUCCAUUCCAACCCUUCAAAAUCAAGAUUCAGGAAAUCAGGCACAGGCUAGUGACAACAGAGCCAAGGUACCCCCUUCAGAAAGGAGACCUGCUAUGCUGGCUAUUAUUCUAUGUCGAGUGCCCUCUAGUGGCCAACCUGAGAGAAAGUGGACUUCUAUUUGCCAAGAAAAUGCGGUAACCAGUACUUGAAAGAAAAAUUCUCUGGCAUUUUUCACCUUUCUGCAUAUAGCCAAAACCACAAGUACAUCUAAGGAAUUUUUUUUAGCGAGUGCUUCUCAGUUUUGUUUUACUUAUUCCUAAAUAUCUGAUAAAACUUGUUAUUCUGUGCUGCACGUUCAGAAUAUUCCUAGCUGCUGCAUUAAAUUCAAAACAAAAAUCACAAGUUUGCCAAAUAUUUCGCAGGGCCCUAGUCAGUAAUCUGAAUACUCAUUUAAUGUUACUUUGACCUUUCUGUCAUUAUUAGGAAGCCAGACAAGAAUUCAAAAUAAUGAUUUUUUUUUUUUUUUAAUCCAGAACCUAGUAUUACAAGUGGAGCCUGAAAUACCCCUGGAUUGACCCUGGCAAAAAAAAAAAAAAAAAAAAAAAAACACAGAUGAUUUAUAAACUCCACCAAGACAUCUGUUGGUGCUGGCCAGAAAUUCUCUUAGAGCCAGAUUUGUGGCCCAUCUUUAAAGCAAGAUACUUUUAAUAUUCUGACACCAUAUAUUGGUUAGGCUAUGUUUUUCUCCUGCACAUUAUAUUCGCAUCAUAAUGUUUAAUUGAAAGGAUCAAGAUUUUUAUAGAAAAAAUACAAAAAGAGCAAUAUAUACUAGUGUGACCCAAAUUUAAUUUAAGAUUUAUUUGUUUGUUUAAUUGACAGGCAGAGCAAAAUAGAUAGAGGGAGAGACAGAGAGAGAGAGAGAGAGGAUCUUCCAUCUGCUGGUCACUCCCCAAAUGGCCACAAUGGCCAAGGCCAAAGCCAGGAGACUGGCACUCUAUCCAGGUCAUCUUUCAUGGGUGACAGGGCCCAAGUAUUUAGGUCAUUUGCUGCUGCUUUCCCAAGCACAUUAGCCAGGAGCUGGAUUAGAAGCAGAGCAGCCAAGACUGGAAGCUGCACCCUGAUAUGGAAUGCUAGUAUGGCAGGUAGUGGCUUAACCCCCUAUGCCACAUGCCAUCCCCAACCCAAAUUUUUAUUUUUAAACAGUUUUUUUAAGAUUUAUUUAUUCACUUGAAAGUCAGAGUUACAAAGAAAGAGGGAGAGACAGAGACAGAAAUAGAGAUCUUCCAUCUACUGGUUCUCUCCCCAGAUGGUUACAACAGCCAGGACUAGACCAAGCUGAAGUCAGGAGCCAGGAGCUGCAUCUUGGUCUCACAUGUGGGUGGCUGGGUCCCAAGUACUUGAACCAUCCUCUGUUGCUUUUUUCAGGCCAUUAGCUUGAAGCUGGAUCAGAAGUGGAGCAGCUGGGACACGAACCUAGGCCCAUAUGGGAUGCUGGCUUCUUAAGCUGCUGCUUUACCUGCUAUGCCACAACUCUGGCCCCAACCCAAAUUUUCUAACUCAACAAAAUGCACCACUAUCACCAGAAUUCAUUACCAAAAAUGUACUGCUAUGAAAGCCAAACUAAAUAAUUGGCCAAAGUCAUCCUAUUUAGUUCAAAACCAAAGAAAGAAAAAGAAAAGCAAAACUUGCAACUUACAAAACACUAAGUUUAUCAUAUAAUAGCCAAGUGUUUAAAGAGGUGUGGUGUUAAACCAGAAAAAUUCAAAAGUAAAUGUAUAAAAAAGGUUUAUUAAACAAAUAGAAUAUUAGCACACUGAAGCAUUUUUAAUAAUCUUUUUAACUAUUUAAUGACUGCUCUUAGCAUCUUGCUUUCAGUUCAAAAUCUUUUUUGUUUAUGUUGUUGCUGUGUGUUUGCUUGCUUGCUCUGUUUUGUUUGAAGAUGUGAGGAUAAGUGGGAAAAAGCACUUAAAGGGAAAAUUAUUGGGCAAAUUUUAAGAUUACCUACUGUUCCCUGGAGUGCAAUAGAAACUAUUGGCCUUCUUCCCUUCCACCUUUUUUAUCAAGUUUCACCAUCCUAGUUUGGAAACAGAUUCUUAUGAACAAAUCUCAGCUCUUGCUCACUCAGAUUUUUUAUUCUUUUCCUGUCUGCAGUAUCCAUAAGCAAUCCUUCCGUGGGGUCUGCCUGCUUACAAUACAUCAUGCACCAACCAAGUCAAAGACAGGACCUAAUGGGCCAUUUGCAGUAGCAACUUGGAGCAGCCCAAAGCCAAGGCAACAGGAGGAUGUCCACUGCCUAGAAAACUUAGACCUGGGGACUCUGUCUCUACACAUUAUCAUUAUGUGAUUUGACCAACAAAGCAGUGGCAUGAUGUCUUCCCCUUAAUGACAAAAGAAAACAGCAUUUUUUUUAACUUUUAUUUAAUGAAUAUAAAUUUCCAAAGUACGACUUAUGGAUUACAAUGGCUUCCCCCCCAUACCGUCCCUCCCACCCACAUUUUUAAGUUUCUAUUAAGUUAUUGAACUUCAAAAGUAAAUAGCUGAGUUGAUGAGAACAUAGUACCUAAUUCAUCAUCACUGUACAUAAGGGAAAAACUAAUAAUACCUUUUCAACACUUUCAGUGGUAAAUUUUUUUGUUUUUUUUUUUGUUUGUUUGUUUGUUUGUUUGUUUUGGACAGGCAGAGUUAGACAGUAAGAGAGAGAGAGAGACAGAGAGAAAGGUCUUCCUUUCCAUUGGUUCACCCCUCAAAUGAACACUAAGGCCAGCGCACUGCACCGAUCCAAAGCCAGGAGCCAGGUGCUUCCUCCUGGUCUCCCAUGCGCGUGCAGGGCUCAAGCACUUGGGCCAUCCUCCACUGCACACCCGGGCCACAGCAGAGAGAUUUUUAUUUGUUUGUUUUGUUUUGUUUUGUUUUUUGACAGGCAGAGUUAGACAGUGAGAGAGAGAGAGAAAGGAGUAAAUUUUUUUAAUCAAGGAAACAUUUUAAUCAGGGAAAACUGAUAUUGCUCUGAUAGUUUCCAUAUCUUUCAGGAACAAAAUUGCAAUAUCAAUUUAAAUAAAACUUUAGCAAAAGACACAUGGGGUUGGUCCUGGAGUGAGCAGAGAAAGCCAUAAAGAAAAAUUGUACUUUACUAUAUAUCUAAUUAGAAAUAACUCUUAUUUGGAUUAGGAAUUUUAAAUUAUUUUAUGUAAACACAUUUGGGUGAUUGUUUGAAAUUAAUAAUUCUAUUUUCUUAUAAAUAGAUUUUUUAAUGAUAAAUGAGAUGAUAUGUCUAGCACAAUGCCGGAUAAAUAGGAGGUAUAUAUUCUUUAAAAAUAAGAAUUCCAAAAGAAAUCAUUCAACUAGAAUUUCUGUUCUAAUCUCUUAGUCUUCUAAAAUUCUACAGUGGUUUCCUAAACAGUCAAAAUUUUAAAUGUUUGCAUAUAUCUCAAAAUAUAAAGAAUUCCAUUUGCCAAAUUACACACACACAAACACACACUUCAUGUGGCUUUAAAAAUAGAUUGACAUUAUUUGAAGAAAUAAUAUGCUAUAAAAACUAGGUAGUACAAUUAUUUUGUCAAAUUAUCUUAAAAUUUUAAUGUUUAAUAGACAAAUGCCAGUUUCUUCUAGAAGAAAAUCAGCUUCCUACGAUUACUAAGACUUUAGAUAUAUUUUCUAUUUGAAGUAUUUUUACACCCUCCUUAUUACCACAGAUUUAAAUAUACUUGGUCAUUAUGAGGUAAUUCAGUAUACUGGGCCAACUUUCUGCUCUAAAUAAUUGUGAACUGAGGGAUAAAUAUUCUUUUUUAUUUUUUAGAUUUUUUUUUAUUUGACAGGCAGAGUUAGACAGUGAGAGAGAGAGAGAGACAGAGAGAAAGGUCUUUCUUCUGUUGGUUCACCCCCCAAAUGGCCGCUAAGGCCAGCGUGCUGCGUCGAUCCAAAGCCAGGAGCCAGGUGCUUCCUCCUGGUCUCCCAUGCGGGUGCAGGGCUCAAGCACUUGGGCCAUCCUCCACUGCCCUCCAGGGCCACAGCAGAGAGCUGGACUGGAAGAGGAGCAACUGGGACUAGAACCUAGCACCCAUAUGGAAUACCAGCACCGCAGUCAGAGGAUUAACCAAGUGAGCCACAGAGGAUAAAUAGUUCUUAAAGUAUUUCAUGACCAGUGUGAUGUACCAUGAUUAGCUAUUUGUCAGAACUACAAAAUGAGAAUAAAAGGUUUCAAUAUAAAAAACAUUUUUCCUUAUUAAAUUUUGUUUUGAAAAUCUAAAAUAAAGAUUGGCAUCACUAAAGAUUUCAUCAGAAACAUUUUGUUUUACUUUUUAUAUUAAUUUUAUUGAUCCAGAAUGAGAACAUUACCUAAAACGCUAGGGCAUAAAAAUGUAGACAGAGGCCUUUUUUUCACAAGAGCCCUGGAGCUGGGUGAUCCCCAAGGACUCUAUAUAGUGUAGCAAACUGUACAGUUCUGUACCAGCCAAAGCACAGGGGGCACUAAGGAGCCAGGGAGAUGCAACACAUUCUGACAUUAAAAACAGGCAGACUUUUGGAAAUUCUCCCAUUGAGAGAGAAAGGAAUUUCUAAGAUCUAAAACUCCACCUUCAGAGUAUCCAGUAGCCAUCAUUAGUAAACUGAAAAUAACAUUUUGAUUCCAAUGAGGGUUUUUGGGCUGAUUUGGGGGAUUUUGUUGGUUGAUCAGUUGGACUGGUUUUUGUUUUUCUUUUGCUGAGUAAUUUUAUGAAAACUUUAACAUAACACAUUACCUAGUUUUAGUUUGUACUUUCAAUCAACUUAUUAUGAUGCUUUAAUAAAUUAUCCAUGUUCUCAAUCAUAAUUGCAUGAUAGUUUAGAUUUUAUUACCAUUUAGUUGUAGCCUAAAAAAUACUGUAUUCCUCUGUCUUCUCAAAUAAUUUUCUAGUGUAUUAAAUAGUAUUCAGAUAAAACAUUAUGCUGCCCAACCAGCUUACUAAGUGUAUUUAUUACCUGUCUCUAUGUAGCUUCUGUAAAAACUCAGUGGUGAUGGCCCAUGUCUGCUGCAUUUAAAAGUUGCCGUUGUGAUUGUCUCAUCUGACCAUGCAAAUGCCUUAUGCUAUGGUGUCGUGUACAUAGACCACAGUACAAAGUGUUCUGCAAACUGCUUACUCAGCAUAUAGUCCAAAAAGUUCUGGGACAGGGCAAUCAUGCUUUUAAGAAGAUGGCUUGCUGUGUGUCUUGUCAAUCUGUGCAUUUUUCCCAUAGAUAAUGAAAUACUGUUUUUAACUGUUUUUUCAGACUUGUAAUAAAGUUCUCUGUGUCAUAUCUACAUAGUCAAAAUAUGUCAAGUAAUUCAGUUUAUGUGUGUCUACUAACAGACUGAAGAGAAUACUGACUUUCCCAUAUAACUGUUCAAAUUAUUUUCCAAUGCCAAUGUAGAUCUGCCUCCACUGGUUUCUUUCGCCACUGUUAAGUGUGAAAUAAAGGGAGGACAUGGUGGGAAUUUCUACCUGUCUGACAUUAACUCUUUCCACGAGUCAAAGGAUGGACACUCCUUUGCCAUGACUCCUCUUCAGUAUAUAUUUUAAUUUUGGUCUCCAAAAGUUAAAGUUGGAUGUCUAUGAAAUCGACAUGUAUAGACCUUCAAAGGCCAGCAUUUGAGAAGGGGAGGAAGGAGGAGAAAGGAAGAGAGAGGAAGGGAGAACGGAAUAAGAAUAAGAAGGAGAAAGGGAGGGGGAGGAUGUGGAAGGGGAAAGCAAUGAGAAGAAAGGCUAGUAGAGAAAGAUCGAUCUGUAUAUGAGUAAAAUGGAGGAAGCUAAAGAUUUAUAAUAUAUUUUUUGAAAGUUGAUUGGCUUUGAGGAGGCUGAUUGUAUCGUGUUUGUGUGUGUGUGUGUAUUUGUGGGUAUGCAUGCAUUUAGGAUCAAGAGGGGAAGCCUGAAUCAUCUAAUACUUUUUUUAAAUUAACCAGAGUCAUAUUUUUUAAAAAAUUUCCAAUUCCCAAACUCAUUAAAUCAACAACUUAAUGCUAGGAUUAUAAACUUAUUGUUAAACUCAGGACAAUUCUGUGAAGAUUCAUGCAGCAAUUUUAUGAAAACUUAUGGUGAAGUUGUUCAGUAUUGUCUGUAAUUAAUGCACACAAAACAACCUUGUUAGGGACAAUCAUGGGUGACUCCCUUAUAAAACAGAUUGAUAGACAACCUAUUCUUUUUUUUCUGAAGUGAAAGAAGUUUUAUUGUUUCUGUUAAGCUCCUAAUAUCUCCCAGGUUAAAAAUACUCAAAGCUAUUUUUAAAACCUAAGGAAUAGAGUAUCAGAAAUUAAAUAUUAAGUGAAUAGCUUUAAAAUUGCUCUAUGUACAUUAUGUACAACAAUUUCAUGUUUCUAAGUUGUACCUGGCAUUAGGUGUAUAGGUCCAGUCGCAUGAAGCAUCACUCAUUUUAAUUAAUGUCAGUGUUUUAAAGGGUUUUCUUACUAGUCUAGGAACGCUCUGAAAGCUGCAGGGAAAAAGAAGCACAAUCCCAGUUUUAUUUUUGAAGAUUUCUCAGUUGUGUUAGCCUGUCCUGUCUACACACAUAAUAGCAUUAGCAAUUCACCUUAUAAGACGUUCAAAUACUUUAGACUUCUCAAUAGAAGCUGAAGCAUAUGUGUAAGUGGUUAAGUCUUGUUUGGUUUCAUUCAUCUGCUGCAAGCAACAUGCUUUCUUUCAUUAUAUUUGCAAACAAUGUUUUGAUUUCAGCUUUGUAAAGAAGGUAGGAUUCAGCAUACUCACGUCUGUUUGGCUGUCCAUCCUGCACCAUUAAUCCAAUGCUUUUCCCUCCCAUUUAGUGAUGUUUGUAUCUGUGUCCCCACAUCUGCUGCAUUUUAACCCCAUAAACAGAAAAAUGUGAUUUUGCAUUACUAGUUUUGCUGAUCAACUCAAUAUUUCUGCACCAGUCAGCAUACUUACGUGCAUGUAGUAGUCUGUACAAUUGUUCAACAUCAAGAUACUUGUUUACUUUAUGUCAAAAUGUCUAUAAAACUGCUGGCAUUGUUCUCCAUUUCAGUCUGGUAGAAUAAGCGAGAUAGAAAAUAAAUGUGUAAAUAAA
Molecule: messenger RNA, 16355 nt
Organism: Oryctolagus cuniculus (rabbit)
Lineage: Eukaryota; Metazoa; Chordata; Mammalia; Lagomorpha; Leporidae
Gene: KCNB2
Product: potassium voltage-gated channel subfamily B member 2
Biological process (GO): protein homooligomerization; action potential; potassium ion transmembrane transport
Cellular component (GO): neuronal cell body; dendrite; voltage-gated potassium channel complex
Molecular function (GO): protein binding; delayed rectifier potassium channel activity
Source: RefSeq, a predicted model, not a curated record